UUUAUCUGACGCAUGCGCAGUCACUAAUUGUCAAAUUGUUGAAUGCAAAUGGUCGCUGUUUCGUGUUUUGUUUUGAUUUUUGAUUUCGAUUUUGGAGUGUUGGUGUUGUUCUGCAAGGAUUACUUCAGCAAUUUCAACAAAUUAACUACAAUUUAGUGAAAACAAAAUCAGUUCUUUUCAGAACUUCGCGUCUGCGGGGUCAGAGAGAAUGGAACUUGCUCGGGUAUUCGAGAGUUCAAGUUCUUCCUCUGAUGAGGAAUUGGGUGACCUUUUAGUGGUUGUGGAUAGGGUGAAAGUAUUCAGAGAUAGACGUAACCCUUUCGAAAUAUAUAGUGAAGCUGAGUUUCGUGAUCGAUACCGUUUUUAUAAAGACACUGUGAGACACAUUAUUACUUUGAUUGAAGACAACAUUGCCCCCAUGACCUUAAGAAAUUGUUCGCUUUCUCCUGCAGAUCAGCUACUUAUCGCUUUGAGGUUCUACGCAACAGGAGCAUUCCAAAUUCUCGUUGGUGAUGACUAUGGUGUCCACAAAAGUACAGUAUGUCGUGUGGUACAACGAGUAUCUGAACAUCUAGCAGGGAUGUGCCCACAUUUUGUGAAAAUGCCGGAAAACCAGCAAGAAAAACUACUAGUGAAGACAGGUUUUCAUGCGAUACGAGGCUUUCCAAAUGUUAUUGGUUGUGUGGAUGGUAGCCAUGUUCCCAUAACAUCACCUGGUGGAGAAAAUGCUGAGCUAUUCAGGAAUCGGAAAACUUAUUUCUCCAUCAACGUGCAAGCUGUUUGUGAUUCAAAGUUAAACAUACGUGAUAUUGUUGCACGUUGGCCAGGAUCUACACAUGACAGCACAAUAUGGAACGCUUCACUCUUAAGUGCAAGAUGUGAAAAUAGAGAAUUUCAAGGGUCGUACAUACUUGGAGAUAGUGCCUAUGGUUGUACACCUUAUUUAAUGACCCCUCUUCUAAAUCCAACAACUCCAGCAGAACGUAAUUAUAAUGCAGCCCACAAAGCAACUAGAAAUUGUAUCGAGCGUUGUUUCGGGAAUUGGAAACGAAGGUUUGCAUGUCUAUCUCUGGGACUACGAACAAAAUUGGAGAACACCUUGACAAUCCUAGUAGCAACUGCAGUGCUGCAUAAUAUUGCCAUUAGCCAAAAUGAUCAAGCUGACGAUUUUGAAGCAAUCCAGCAAUAUGAAGAUGUGGAAAAUGACAUUAACAAUGACAAUUUUCCAGGUGGCAAUGCUGCAAGGAGAGCACUAAUAGACACAGUUUUCAGGCACUUGCACUGAUUGCAUCUGGAAUUUGCGUUUUUGGGCUGUUCUUCCUUUGACUGGCUGCUGAGGAGGGGGAGAAGGAGUUGCAG
Molecule: messenger RNA, 1359 nt
Organism: Zophobas morio
Lineage: Eukaryota; Metazoa; Arthropoda; Insecta; Coleoptera; Tenebrionidae
Product: putative nuclease HARBI1
Exons: 3
Coding region: 209-1285 (358 amino acids)
Source: RefSeq, a predicted model, not a curated record